This is a messenger RNA of Dendronephthya gigantea, 1696 nucleotides long. RefSeq lists its product as uncharacterized. Gene Ontology annotation, molecular function: ubiquitin-like modifier activating enzyme activity; tRNA threonylcarbamoyladenosine dehydratase activity. The record is from RefSeq and is a predicted model, not a curated record. The transcript is spliced from 3 exons. Gene Ontology annotation, biological process: cyclic threonylcarbamoyladenosine biosynthetic process. Bases 104 to 1465 code for a protein of 453 amino acids. Lineage: Eukaryota; Metazoa; Cnidaria; Anthozoa; Malacalcyonacea; Nephtheidae.
CCGGGAAUCAGCCACAAGUUUCGGUUUUGAAACCAAAACGCAUAUCAGAUAAUAUUUUGAUAGUCAGCGUUCGUGAAGCUCCACAGCAAGCACUUGGCAAAGAAUGGAAGGCGCAAAACAAGAGGAAAAGCCCGUAGUUUGUUUCUUACAACCUGACUUCAUCCAGCAAGUCAAAGGGCAGGAGAAGCCUCUGUUCGAUGUGACUGUGCUAGACGAUGCAUCUGUGUUUCACGUUCGAGUAAGAGGUUGUGCAGACAAAGCGAAACCAGAAUGCACACAGAACGGAGACGAUUGCUGUGAAAAAGACGCCUGUAAAUCAAGCAAAGUCUAUCUGAAGGUUCUCGGUUCUGAAGAAAGCCUGGAUGAUGGGGAGAAAAUCAAAGCCGGGUUGCCUGAAAUAUUUGACAAAAAGGAGACAGGAAAGCCUGAACUGCUUUUGAUCAUUGGAGAAAAAUUGAACAAAAAGAAAGAGAAAGAAGACGGUAUAAAGGUGUUUCUACGAAGCAAGAGAUUCCCAGAACCGAUGGAAUGCGAUGUGUUGUUGCAACCCUCAAAAGAGCUACUUUACUCUCGGAGUAAAGGAAUCCUGGAAUCUGGUUUGCUUGAGAAACGCAAGGUUGCCAUAGUCGGCCUGGGAAGCGGUGGCUCGUUUAUCGCAGUCGAGUUAGCAAAAGCAGGAGUCGGACAUUUUAUCCUGAUCGACUUUGACCGAAUCGAGUUGAACAACAUCGCCCGGCAUGUGUGCGGGCUUGAAGAUCUUGGUCGUCUCAAAACCAAUGCAGUUCGAGAUAUUCUGCACAACAAGAAUCCCUUUAUCACAAUCGAAACUCAUUGUUCCAAUAUCAACAGAGUGCACGAGGCAAGGAAGAUCCUUAAGGAUUGCGAUCUCAUCGUCGCUGCGACCGACAAUGUCCGAAGCCGGCUAAAUAUUAACAGUAUUGCCAUUGAACACAAUAUUCCGACGCUGUUCGGAAAGUGUUCGGUACGGGCGGCUGGUGGCGAAGUCUUGCGAGUACGUCCAAACGAUGGACCCUGUUUCAGUUGCGUGUUCACCAACCAAAGUUUGGAAGCAAGCCAAGAAGAGGUGUCGUCGUUCAGGCAGGCGAGGGAAGCUAACCCAACGUAUGUCAGCGAUGAUGAUGUGGAUGCCACAAUCCAAGUUGGUCUGUCUUCAGAUAUUAUUCCGAUUGGAAACAUGCUGGUGAAGCUAGCUCUGGUCGAGUUGUGUCGUGGUGAAGACAGUGCUCUUGCUACAUUGGAGAAAGAUCUAGUAGCACCUUACUAUCGCUGGGCGAACAGGCGUGAGCAAGAAUUUGAAAGCUAUCCUGAAGGUGGCUUUUCCAUGUUUAACCAACCAUCGGUCCUUCGCUGGUAUGCUGUGGAUUUCGAAAGGAAAUCGGAUUGCACAGCGUGCAGACCAUUGCCACAGAUUUCCGAAGAAGAGGCAGCCUUCUUUGGUAGUUAGGCGACUGCACUAACUGAUAUAGUUAAACAACACUUAAUAUUUCUUAUACAUGAUGAAAGUAAAACUAAAACUAUCUUAUAUAUAAAUCUAGAUUGAAACUUCCAUAAUGAUUUUCAAACUCAUUUCUGUUCGACAUUUUAAUUUAUCGUUUGAUGUAGACAGGAAUUUAAUGACUAUAAACUAACCAAGCUACCCUAAUGUAUCAAUAAAAAUAUUAAUUUUAGAAAACUA